UCACUCUCAGUACUGACCUCGUUGAGUUUACACCAAAACUGAACAAGUCCGACUAUUAGUGAAAUGAAGUUUUUUGGCUUAUGUUUGGUGAUUGUUGGCCUGGUGUUUGUACACGAAGGCCAACCAUAUCCGUCAAAAUCAAUCGUUCUACAUCCCCCUGACUCGAGGACUGUUCGAAUCUACUUUGUGGCGUUGGCGAACAUGCUGCACGAAAUUUAUGAAAAGUCAAAAGGGAAUGGAAAACCAUCCAAAGGAGGCGGCAAAGUGUUCAAGAACUGUAAAGAACUCUAUAAACGCGGUUUUAGACAAAACGGUGUAUACACCAUCGACCCGGAUGGCAAAGGAAGAUUCAAGGUUUACUGUGACCAAAAGACCGAUGGCGGAGGCUGGACAGUUAUCCAGAAAAGACAAGACGGUUCAGUGAACUUUUACCGAGGAUGGAUGUACUAUAAGAAUGGAUUUGGAGAUCUGAAAGGCGAGUUUUGGUUGGGCCUCGAUAAGAUCAAUCGACUGACCCAUCAAGCUAAAAAUCGUCUUCGUGUUGACCUGAUGGAUACCAAAGGAAAGACCGCGUAUGCCGAGUACGAUUACUUUGCUGUGGCCAGUGAACGAGCCAAGUACAAGCUGAGUCUUGGAACUUACUCAGGUACUGCAGGCGAUUCAUUGUCCUACCAUCGUGGUAUGCCCUUCACCACCAAAGAUCGUGAUAAUGAUAAGUUGAGUGGUAUUAACUGUGCUGUUUGGUUCAAGGGUGCCUGGUGGCAUAACAGGUGCCACCAGUCCAACCUUAAUGGUCUGUACCACCACGGUAAGCACAAGUCCGGUAGUGACGGUGUGAACUGGCAGCAUUGGAAGGGUCAUCACUAUUCUGCUAAGAGAGCUGAGAUGAAGAUAAGACCAGUGUAAUCAUUGUAAGUCUGUUGUACCGACCAAGUACAAAAUAAAGAUGAUUUGAAAA
Exaiptasia diaphana is the source of this 958-nucleotide messenger RNA. Its product is annotated as ryncolin-4. NCBI's taxonomy places the organism in Eukaryota, Metazoa, Cnidaria, Anthozoa, Actiniaria, Aiptasiidae. The coding region runs from base 64 to 906 and encodes 280 amino acids. The transcript has 4 exons. The record is from RefSeq and is a predicted model, not a curated record.